AUACAUGUAUGAUGAUUUAGAAUGAACAGUCCAGAGGUGUAACAAAAAAGGCAUCAAAAUGUCUAAGAGUCGAAUGAAGAAGUUCAGUUUGUUUAAAAAGUUUGGGAAGAGUACAACUGAUUUAUCAGAAUGGAACAAAGGAGAUGAUAAGAUACUAAAAGCUGUAGAAAAUGGAGAUAUUAGUAAAGUGGAGGCCAUCCUUCAGAAGAAAACCAUUAACCCAACUAAACUUGGUAUACAUGGAUUUUCUAUAUUUCAUGUUGCCAGUAGAUAUGGACAUUUAGCUAUAAUAGAAAAGUUGCUAGAAUAUGGUGCUGAUGUAAAUUGUCUCACAAUCCAGGGUUCAACAGCAUUACAGCUAGCUUGUGGAUCAGGUCAUGUAAAAAUUGUAGAUAGAUUAAUUAAGGCUGGAGCAGAAAUGAAUUUGAAGGAUGGGCAACAGCUUACAGCUUUACACCAUGCAUGUAUGGGGUGCUACCAUGAAUGUGUUCAAGUUUUAUUGGCUAAUGGUGCAGACGUUUCAUUGGGAGAUCAGACUGGGAGAACUCCCCUAUUUUUCGCUGCUUUAUCAGGACAAGUAGAAAUAUGUAAAGAUCUCUUAGACAAAGAAGCCAACAUCAACAGCAUAGAAAAUAAUCAAAUGACUCCAUUGAUGGGUGCAGCAAAUCGAGGCCGCAAGGAAGUUUGUGAACUGCUACUUAAAAAAGGUGCUAAUCGAGAUCUCACUGAUGUCAGAGGUUUCACAGCAUUACAACAUGCUAUGGAAGAGAAACAUAAAGACAUACAGGAAGUAUUUAUCAAAGCACCUACCAUAGCAACAUGGGAUGUUCCUGGUACUACAUUGGACAGGAAAAAAAAAGACAUAAAAGGUGCUGAAGGUGGAGCAGAUACCUCAGAGAUGCCAGAGGCUGAUCAGGUUGAUAUAGUGGCUAAUUUUGUUGCUGAUACAUCUCCAUCACCUGGACCUCAGAGGAAAGAAGGAACUCUUCAGCAGGCAGCACAGAAAACCUCUAGCCAGCCAGCUGUAGACCAGAGAGCACUUCAAGCUUAUAAGGCUGGUGUACCUUCAAAGGAAUUAGAAGAGGAAAAUGAUCAGCUGAAUGAGGAAUUACAUAAACUGAGAAUCCAAAAUAUAAAAAACCAAGACAACAUUACAUCUCUACAAAUUCAACUCAAAGAGAAAUCAAAAGAAACUCAAGAACAUGAACUGAAGAUGAAAGAAUUAACAGAAAGUUUAGAAACAGAGAUGAAGAAAGUUGAAACUCUUCAACAAAAUUCCCAGUCAUUGUCUAUAAGUAAUACUCUUACAGAGAGUACAGAUGAUGGUAUUGAGACAGAUCAUUGGAAUGACAGUGAAGAAGAUCUGUUUGGUUCCUUAAAGAGAGGUAAAAAGUCCAGUAAAGACAGUGACACUGAUGACAAACAGCUGAUAGCCUUACUGAGAAGUCAAAUAUUGACCUACCAGUCAGAAAAUGAACAACUUAAACAGAAAGUUACUGAGAAUAAAGAUGGUACAUCCACUGGCGACCAGGAAAUGGUUCAGAAAAUGGAAGUGAUGAGUCAUCAAUUAUCCCAGUUACAGAAACACAGAGAUGAUCUACAGGAACAAGUAGCAAUGUAUAAAAUGACCAACAGUACAGAUGAAUGUAAAGCCUGUUCUGCCAUCUUAGAUGAACUGAUGUCACCUAAGUAUAAGAAUACAGUAGAACCAUUCUGUAACCAUGACAACCAGUCAGACUUAGAUCUUAAGGUUGUUCAGGACAAUCUGAACAGUGGGAAAUACUCUUCUUUGGACAGUUUUGUGUCAGAUGUAAGGUUAAUUAUCACCAAUAGUUCACAGUCAGAACAGUUAGCAGAGAAAGGACAAGAAUUAGAGACCAUAUUUAACAAUAUUUAUAGUUCUGUCAAGGGUAAAGUGUCUAAUGGAACUGAUAAACAUGUUCAUGCAGAAGACAGAUCAGUUACAGUAAAUAAUGAACUUCCGGUUUCUAGUAGUGGUAUUCAGUUGGAAAUUUCGAAUGACAAAUCUGAAAUUAAUGAGUUACGGACAGACUAUGAUCAAUUGAAAGAACAAAAUAAUAUGUUACGACAAGAUUUAGAGACUCUGCAGUCAACUUAUGAAAAGUUAGUGCAGGCAGGUGACAAUCUUCAGGAUAUGUAUGAUCAAUUGUUAAUAGAGAAAGACCAACAAUAUAAUGAAAUGGAAAAGUUAGCUAGGGAAAAGGAAGAAAUUGUUAAAGAGAAUGAAUUCCUAUUGUCUGAAGGUAAUGCUAUGCAUGAUGAUUUGGAAAAACUUGUUCAGGAAUUAGAAGACAUUCAAGAGAAAUUCAAAAUUGUUCAGGGUGAAAAGGAUGAUUUGGAACGGAAACUUGGAUCGAUGAAUGUACCAGCUAAGGCAAGUGAAAUGGCUAAAAUCGUGGAGGAGAGAGACAAAUUUAAAGAUCAGUGUCAAGAAUUACAGACAGAAAAUGAACGACUGAAACAUGAUCAUGAAAUAGUCCUUGAAGAGGUUCAGAGCAUGCAGGAGCAAUGUAAUCAGCUACAGACUGAUAAUGAACAAAUGACGCAGGAUUUUGAGACGGCACAGGAGGAGUUUGAUCAGCUAACACAACAACAUGAGGGUCUACAGCAGGAUUAUAAUCAAUUAGAACAAGAUUACUCAGAACUCCUUGCUGACAAAGAAAAAUUAGAAACAGAAUUCCUAGAAGUUCAGACAGCCAGUGUUAAAGAACAAAAUCCAUUAGCCGAGGAAGAAACUGAAGAAUUAAAACAAGAAAAUGAAAUGUUAUCAUAUGAAAAAGAUCAACUGGAAAUGACAAUUAAGGAAUUAUCCAAAAACAAUGCACUUUUGGAAGAAAAGUUAGAGAGGAAUAGGGGUGAAUUAGGAAAAACGUUAGAAAAAUUAAAAAAGGAAGCUUCCUUACGUGUUAAGCAUGAUACAGAUGCUAACACAGAUAAAGAGAAACAGAUCAAAUCUUUACAAGUCCAAGUCAGUCGACUUCAACAACAACUUGCCGAGACAGACAGACGUCACAUGGAUAUUGUCAAUACUUACAGAACACAUCUCAUCAGUGCUGUACAGGGUCAUAUGGAUGAAGAUGUCCAACAGGCUCUGUAUAACAUCAUAGAACUGAGAAGUAUGGAGGAAUAUUGCUGAUCUACCUUUAUGUUGAACUAUAUCUUGUGUUGCUCAUUAUUAUAAUAUGGAGUGUUACUAAUUUAACAGUUAUGUGAAAAAAUCAUUAUCAAUGGGAAAGAUAAUAAACACAUAUAUUCCUCUAUAUAUAUUUAUUAAUAUGUUGGUCUAUAGGUAAUAGUUAUUGUCCUGAUUCCAGAUUUGAUGGAUUGUUGGAAGUUUCCUUAGUGUUUAAUUUGGAUUUAAAAAGUUUUAAUUAGUUUAAAAAGGCUUCAAUACACGCAUAAAACUAUAAUUUUAGUUAUCAUUGAAAUUUGUGACAACUUCUGAAAAAUAACCCCAUCACCAAAUUUUCAAACAAUGUUGCCUAUAUUGAAUCAUUUUGCAUAAAAAAUAAAGUUCUGCCUUCCAAUGUGAGCAAUACUUUAUAUUAUGCACAAUUCACAUAAAUGCAAUAGUCACCAAUCAUUAUAUCAACAUAUCACUACACAGUAUUAAUCAUACAUUCCACUAUUCUUGUCUAGUGUAGCUAUUGCUUGAUCUCAUCCUGUUCAGAUAUUUUAUUUAUAAAUAGUUCUAUUUUUAAUCAGAUUUUAAAGUCAGCAAGAAAUUAAAAGAAAUAUAGAUUAAAAGUGUAUUCAUUCCCUUUUCUUGUUGUCUGUUUUUUUUUAAAUGACAAAUAGUGCUGUUUGUUGAAUAAGGAAGAUAAAUUAAAAGAAAGUUGCUCCUUUAUCUCAUUCACUUAUUUUCGUUUCAAUUUAAAGGAGACAACAUAAAAAAAAUCUAUCAGCUUUUGUUUUUCUAUCAAAUCAGCACCCAUGCACAAUGCAAUUAUAUUUUAAAAGUUUGUUGAAAAGAAUAUGAAUAGCAUUGUCAUAGAUAUAAUUAAAUAUAAACAAUAUAGUGUUUUGGUUAUGGGUGAAUGUCUGAUUGAUCUACAUACCCCAGAUCUACUUUUAAGGUUUUAUUUUGGAAAGUAAGAAAUAUUAACUAUUACUGCUUCUAUAUGUUGUUAUAUUUUAUCCUCUGUGUGCUAAUACUAGUGUUAAACAUUGACUACGCAAAUACUUACUUUAUAUUUCUUGUUAAUACAUCUUUCUAAUGUCUCUUUUGUACUAUAUAUCUAUUUAUAAAAACAGGUAUUUGAUACUUAUAUAUCUAUUUAUAAUAACAGGUAUUUGAUACAUAUAUAUCAUCAAAACAAACUGUUUAAUAUUAAUAUCUCUAUAAGCUUGCAAUGUAUGAUUUAUAUGUAACUGAAUGACUCAUUUACAUUUAUACUGUUUUGAAAAUGUUUUUAAUAUAUAAUUUUUACCAAAAAUGUUGUUACAAGUGCCUUUAUUUAAAUUAACUUUUUUCUUAAAAGUUUCGGUGCUUUGAUUUACUAUUAUUUUUCACUUGAGACUUAGAACAAUUUUUUAAUUGUUGCCCAAUAUAGACAUAAAAUGAGUGCUUAUACUAAGUGUAAAUGUUUCAUUGCUCUGAAUCUUGUCAAAGGCAGUAAGGGUCAUGUCACCACAUUAAUAUAGUAACAUAAAUACGGGUUGUUUUAAUUGACAAAAUGUUGAAUCUCUUACCAGUAUUAUCACCAUGACCAUUCAUUUCUGAUAAAUUGACAGUUUUCUUCCUUUCCAUCGUUAGAUACUCAUUAUUAACAACUUGAAAUUUAAUGAAAUUGAUUACAAAUGUUUUGAAUGGAAAGAAAAUCAGUCAUUGUCAAAAUUAAGCAAGACACAUGAUAAAACUAUUUUCUUUUUCUUUAUGAUGAUGGAAGCUUGCUUGAUUAUUAACAACUUUGACCUUUUAUAUAGUAGUAAUUUGCUUAUUUUUGCCCACGGUGCUUUUUAUCAACUGCUAAGUAGCUAUUUAAUUAUGAUGGUCAGUAAAUUCAUAACACUUUGCCAGGUUAAUUUUGUUAAAAUACAUACAUUGAAAUAAGAAUUAAAUAUAAACCAGAUUGUUGUACUAUUAUGAUGCACUAUUUGACCUGUUUUAUUUUUAACCUGAGGUUUUGUUGAAAUGCAAUCAAAUGUAACCGUUAUAUUUUUAUAAUUGUUUUAUCCCAAUGGUUGUGUAGUAGACAUAUCAGUUAUAUCAAAAUAUAUACUUUUAUAAAACUA
Molecule: messenger RNA, 5256 nt
Organism: Mytilus californianus (California mussel)
Lineage: Eukaryota; Metazoa; Mollusca; Bivalvia; Mytilida; Mytilidae
Product: ankyrin repeat domain-containing protein 24-like
Exons: 24
Coding region: 59-3157 (1032 amino acids)
Molecular function (GO): protein binding
Source: RefSeq, a predicted model, not a curated record